This is a messenger RNA of Triticum turgidum subsp. durum (durum wheat), 672 nucleotides long. The record is from the annotation of a GenBank genome assembly. NCBI's taxonomy places the organism in Eukaryota, Viridiplantae, Streptophyta, Magnoliopsida, Poales, Poaceae.
AUGCUCGUGCCUCGGCUCACCCCCAUGGCUGCAGACGAGUGCGCCACUGUCCAACGUCUGAUGGAUGAAUGCCAGUUUGGGGAGGGGCCGGACUCCCGCUCCGCCAAGCUGUGUGCGAAAGCUGGCGGGGGUUUAUCGUCUCGGGGCGCCUAUGCCCUGGCGAAUUUUGAUGGAGUGGGCGCGGCUACGACGUCCUUCCUUUGGUCGUUCCGUGCUCCGUCGCGCGUCAAGUUCUUCGGUUGGCUCCUCUCUAUGUCACGCAUCCAUACUAUGGAUGUCCUCCUCCGCAAACACAUCCUCACGGCGGCGGAGGCUGGAUGCCCCUGCUGCGAGGCCAUGCUGGAGACGACCGACCACUUGAUCUUUGGUUGCCCGUUCGCGGUGCAGUUUUGGCAACGGGUUGGCCUAUCGCCGGAUGGAGCGGCGGUGGAAUCCCUCCACCUCUUCGACACUUCCCCCGCGGUCGGCGCCGCCUCGCCGGCCUCCUUUGUCCUGCUAUGCUGCUGGAGGCUCUGGAAGAGAAGGAACGCCGUCGUAUUCAGGGAUGACUCGUGGUCCCUGGCUGCUACUCUGAAGGCAUGUCGGGACGAUGCGGUGCUUUGGCGUGCCCGACUGAUGGAGGGAGAUCGCUCCCACGUAGAUGUCUGGCUGUCUGUGCUUAGAAGCUCGUAA